Messenger RNA from Centruroides sculpturatus (bark scorpion), 2815 nucleotides. RefSeq names its product nuclear pore complex protein Nup107-like (gene Nup107). The transcript is spliced from 25 exons. Gene Ontology annotation, biological process: post-transcriptional tethering of RNA polymerase II gene DNA at nuclear periphery; mRNA export from nucleus; regulation of DNA-templated transcription. Gene Ontology annotation, molecular function: structural constituent of nuclear pore. Bases 81 to 2753 code for a protein of 890 amino acids. The record is from RefSeq and is a predicted model, not a curated record. Gene Ontology annotation, cellular component: nuclear pore outer ring; nuclear pore. Lineage: Eukaryota; Metazoa; Arthropoda; Arachnida; Scorpiones; Buthidae.
GCAACACUGUUCCCAUUACACAUGGCUCUUUGGUCUGAAAUUCAAAAACAAACUUAGGCUUGUUGCCUUUGAAGAAGGACAUGUCAGACAGAGCUAGUUAUUCAGGAAGGAUGAAUGUGGAUUCUGGAUCGAGUAGACUUUUUGGAAACUUGUCAGAAUCUCCCAUUUAUGAAGAUGGCUAUCGUCUACCAAGCAGAAAUAUCUUCCACUCGAGAAAUAAAUCUAAGUUAGAAAAUACCUUUCUUGAUAGUUCAGGUGAUAAGGAACGCUCGGAGAAAGGAGAGAAGUCCUUCAACAUGACUGUUGAUGGAAAUAGAACUAUAGACCUACUGGACGAAAUGGGAGAUAUAACGAGAUUCUCUGUUGACAGUUGCGCUUUGGCAGAAGAACCCGGUCUUCAGGCAACAUUGUCUCUCUUCAAAGAAUUUCUGGAUGCAUUUCGAAGUAGGCCUGCCAUGCACGAAAUUUUCCAACUCUUAUUAGAUUAUGAGUCCCUGUGUUCUAAUCACGUGAAUUUUUUAAGGAAGAUGACAAUGAAACUUCCAAGUAACAAGUAUAACAAAUUUCAUCGUGCGAUAAGUAUAUUGGAAAUGCUCAGAGAUGAACGAAACACUUGGAAGUUGCUCAGAACAUUAUAUCAAGAUCGAUUAGAAGUAGAAGAAAUGCUAAGAAAUGAAGAAGUUAUGAUGGAUACUCUGUAUAAAAGAAUGAGUGACAAACAAGUGAUUGAAUAUCUGUAUGAAAGAGAUGCAACCGUUCGCCAGAAUCAGUUAAUUGUCGACUGGUUGGAAAAAAAUGCGGCAGAAGACUUUGAACACAAUUAUCCAAAUAAAGUAGAAUUUUUUUUACAACACAACAAUGCUUGGGAAAAUACGUAUCACGCCCUAAUGAAUCCUAAAGUAGAUCAUGCAUCAUCUGAACAGCACUCUUUAAUAAACGAACUUGAUCCAGAUGCACCAAUUCGACUUAAUGAUCGAAAAUUGCACGAUACAGAUAAGAGAAAUGAAUCAAGACUUCUUAAAUACAUGUUUGCAUAUCUUCGUUCUGGACAACUCCUUAAAGCUGAAAAUUUGGCAGAAAGAUUCGGACAACCAUGGCUGGCUGCUGCUCUGGAGGGAUGGAAGUUAUGUCAUGAUGCCAACUUUGACAAGAAUGUUUCCGAAGGCGAUGUUCUGUGUGACAUCGAAGGAAAUCCCUAUAGAGACGUAUGGAAAGCCAUGUGUUGGAAGAUUUCGGAAGAUGUUCGCAUUCCAGAAUAUGAAAGGGCGAUGUAUGCUGCACUCAGCGGUAAUUUGAAAGUUUUACUUCCCGUCUGUGCAUCGUGGGAAGAUUAUCUAUGGGCUUACAUGAAAGUGGCAUUAGAUGUCCGAAUCGAACAGGAAAUAAGGAGAUCCACCCAGCAAGAGCGUGCACUGGAACAGCUGCCUUCGACAUAUUGGGAUAAAACGUUGACAAAUGAACAAAUAUUUCAGGAAUUACAAGCAAGUGUAUCAAAUAUCACACAGAUGAAGAGCACAAAUUAUUAUCACGUCAUGCAAAAGUACAUCAUUUUAGAUAACGUAGAAGCUCUGGUCGAAGAGAUGUACAAGUGGUCUCAGAUGCAACCACGUCCGUCAUCCCAUCUGCUACGUUUCAUGAGUCACGUCAUACUAUUCUUACGUACCAUUGGUCGUUCCUGUAAAGAAGAACUCACUGUUGCCAUAUUAGAAUCCUAUGUCAAGGAUCUGAUCGAGAAACAGCAAGUGAUGCUGAUUGCCGACUAUACUGCCACGCUACCCACUCCACAACAAAUAUUAUGGUAUGCCAAAUUUUUGGAAGGAAUCAGUGGGACUAAAGAAAGGCAACUUUGCCUAAAACUUGCUGAGUCAGUCGGACUGGACGUUGCUCUGAUAACAAAGACCUUGGUUGAGAAUAUCAGAUCUAAAGAAGGAGAGGACGACACUACUAGCAUUCUAUCUUCAGAAACGACUAAGGAAGAUCUCUUGAAGAUUGAAGCAAUCGAUUGGCUGGUAUUUGAUCCUGCACAGAGAUCGGAAGCCAUACGGCAAGCAAAUGCACUAAUGAGAGUGUUCAUCGCAAAUAAAAAGUUAGAUGCUGCAAGGAAAGUAUUUUCAAAAAUUCCUUCAGAUUCCAUUGACAUAAUAAUUCGUCAAUGGAAAAGAAUCACUGGAACAACUGAACUACCUCCGGAAGACGAUAAUGCAACCAGAGAAUAUUUUUGUUUUCAAGCAUAUUUGCAAGCUCAUGAUGCAUUUAAUGAUUGGUUUGAACACUACCACCAGGCCAGACCAAAGGAACCAAUCCGUCCCGAAAACACCAGGUUUACAGAAUGGAUUGCAUUCGAACACAGAAUGAAACAGUACGAGGCAGACCUGGAAAGAUGGGAGCAGUCACUCCGGGCACAGACGGAAAGUACGACUGACAGAAUUUAUAACGUUCUCUUAUUUAUCGAUGGAGGAUGGAUGGUUGAUCAGAGAACCGAAGGCGUCAUCGACGAAGCACGUCAAAAACAGAUGGCCCUACUGAGGAAACUCUGCAUACCACAGAUGACAUUUUUGUUACAUACGGUUUUACAUAGCACGAGUCAGUUUGAAGAAUGUCUGCAAAUUGCAGAUAUCAUCACAUCAGAAAAGAAUCAGUUAUACAAGGAAUUCAACCUUCAAGAAUUAGAAAACUUACAAAGAAAACUGUGCGAGUCGUCGUUGAAAUUACUGGACAUGGGAGUGGAUCCGAUCGGCUAUCCAUAUCAGUGAAUUUUGAAACCUUUUUUUUUUUAUAUAAAAUUUAAUAAAACUUAAAUUGUUUAAAUAUUUAA